Suillus plorans is the source of this 1014-nucleotide messenger RNA. RefSeq lists its product as uncharacterized. The coding region runs from base 1 to 1014 and encodes 337 amino acids. NCBI's taxonomy places the organism in Eukaryota, Fungi, Basidiomycota, Agaricomycetes, Boletales, Suillaceae. The transcript has 6 exons. The record is from RefSeq and is a predicted model, not a curated record.
AUGUCGUCCUCAGGCCCCACCCUUGCGCAGAUCGAAGUUGUAGAUAUCGUCCUCACGAUCGUAGCUGCCAUUGUCACAUCCUUCCGCUUGUGUCUUCGUACGCGGCAGCGUCGUCUGUGGAUCGACGACAUGUGGGCGGCCCUCGGCAUGGUAUUCAUCUUCAUGUUAUUAAUUGCCGAUUGCUUGUAUCUGCAAGACUACGGUGAGGAUCUCCCCAGUGUCUAUGGCGCAUGCAUCUUGCUGAAGAAACGCAGAAAGAGACGCUACAAAUACCACAUCAGGAUUGCCCAGUUCUUUUACGCAGUCGUAUGGUCAUCGAGGCUAUCCAUAUUGUUUACCGUUGUACGACUCACAGUCCCGGGAACUUCUAUCAGGAAGACUCUUAUAUCCAUCGCCAUUACCUUCGGCGUUGUAUGGGCCCUACUUUUUUCACAAGUGUGGUGGGUUUGUGAAACUGAGCCCGGCUGGAAAAGACUCCCACAUCCGCAGUGCGAUCUCGGCAGAAGUGUCGCGAUAGCGCAGAUAAUCACCGACGUUCUAGGAGACGCUGUCCUCAUCUUCGCUCCAUUCUCCCUCAUCUACAGAGUCAGAUUGUCAAGCCCGCAAAAAAUCCGGGUACUAACCGUCUUCUCCGCAUCGACGAUAACCACCAUCGUCAGUCUCGCCCAUGCGUAUUACAUCUUCUCUGGUGGAGGGACAAAGGAGGUCAUGGCUGCUAUAGUCGAGGCUUCUGUGUCUCUAAUCGUCGCUAACUUGAGCGUCGUCGUCGCUUUCUUCUUCCAUUUGAGUGCAGAAGAGAAUUCGACUCCGGGGUCCAUCGUAACUUUCGGAUCACUGCCUAAGAGGCGCGUUCGGGACCCUCUCGCUACGACUAUUUCAGGUAUUGAAAGUACCCCGAUCGUACUGGAGGACCUCUCUGAGCCGCAUCCCCGUUCUCUCAAGACACGAGACGACGAUGAGAUUACUUUGAGCAUCAAGGAGGGAAGACAGACGAAGCCGGAUGACUUGUGUUAG